Canariomyces notabilis is the source of this 858-nucleotide messenger RNA. Its product is annotated as LUC7-domain-containing protein. Gene Ontology annotation, molecular function: mRNA binding. Gene Ontology annotation, biological process: mRNA splice site recognition. The record is from RefSeq and is a predicted model, not a curated record. Gene Ontology annotation, cellular component: U2-type prespliceosome; U1 snRNP. The transcript has 2 exons. Bases 1 to 858 code for a protein of 285 amino acids. Lineage: Eukaryota; Fungi; Ascomycota; Sordariomycetes; Sordariales; Chaetomiaceae.
AUGGCUGCCGAGCAAAGGAAGCUGCUAGAGCAGCUCAUGGGCGGGGGCAUGGCCUCGCGCAGCGCCCAGUUGCCCAUCACCGAUCCCAAAGUCUGCCGCUCCUACCUCGUCGGCACCUGCCCGCACGACCUCUUCACCAACACCAAGGCCGACCUGGGCGCCUGCCCGCGCGUGCACUCCGAGGCUCUCAAAGCCGAGUACGAGGGCCUUUCCGAAAGCGAAAAGAAAAAGCUCGGCUUCGAAUACGACUACAUGCGCGAUCUCCAGAACCGCAUCGACGCAUGCAACCGCAACAUCGACACUUUACAGCGGCGACUCGAGAAGACGCCCGACGAGGUGCGGCAGACCAAUGCCCUCCUCAAAGCCAUCUCAGACUUGGGCACGACCAUCGCCAACGGGCUGCUCGAGGUCGAGAUUCUGGGCGAAAUGGGCGAGGUCGGGCGGGCGUACGACGAGUACUACAAGGUGCGGCACGCGCAGGCGGCCAAGGCGGAGCGCGAGAAGGAGCUAAAGGCGCUGUCUGAGACCUCCGGACCUUCGGGCCACCAGAAGCUGCAGGUCUGCGACGUCUGCGGCGCGUAUCUCAGUCGUCUCGACAACGACCGCCGUUUGGCCGAUCAUUUCUUUGGCAAGAUGCACCUCGGCUUCGCGCAGAUGCGCAAGGCCUACGAUGCUUUCCCCAAGGAGAUGCGCGGGCGCCAGCGGCCGCCUAUGCAGAUGGCCGGUGCGGAUGAGGAUAUGGGCGGUACGCCAACAGGGCCUGGUGGCGGCUAUGGCGACGGCGGCUGGGGCAAGGGGCCCCGAGGGCCGAGAAGCGGUGGAGGCUUUCGCCCGCGUGGGCCAAGGCGCGGAUGGUAG